Molecule: messenger RNA, 1248 nt
Organism: Bacidia gigantensis
Lineage: Eukaryota; Fungi; Ascomycota; Lecanoromycetes; Lecanorales; Ramalinaceae
Exons: 2
Coding region: 1-1248 (415 amino acids)
Biological process (GO): triglyceride catabolic process
Molecular function (GO): triacylglycerol lipase activity
Source: RefSeq, a predicted model, not a curated record
AUGAAGUAUCUGUACGAUUUCAUGUCUUGGUUAGUGUUGCUGGCUGUAAUUAUUAUCCCUAGCGCGGAUACUGCUGCUGUCAUACUACCAUGGAGCGAAUUACAGGUCAAGAGACAGGUCGAGCCAGUGUCGGUUAGUCCUGUGCCUGACCAUUUUACGCCUCAUGCACCUCCACUCAACUGGAUUGGUUUGGGCGAUUCCUACACUGCCAGUCCCGGUACUGGAGAGGAUCUGCAUGUUGGUUGUGCCCGCAAUGUUGGUUCCUACGUCGUCCAACUGGAGAACGAUUUCCCUUUUACUGAGACAAACGACGUCGACUUCAUUGCAUGCUCAGGCUAUGUAGCCAACGACGUACUUGAGAAGACAAUUCCGGACAUCAAACAAGACUCAGCCGAUUUCAUGGUCAUGAGCUUAGGCGGCAACGAUAUCGGCUUCUCCAAAAUCGCCAUUUAUUGUCUCAUAACCCAGUACAUUAUCACAAGCUCGUGCCAAAAGGUUAUCCAAGAAGCCCAAAAUCAGCUAGAGAGCGUCCAACUGCAGAACAAUAUCCACAGCGUCUACGACAGACUAUUCGACAAAAUGAAAGACGAUCGCCACUACCAGCUCUACCACAUUUUCUACUCCCGCUUCUUCGACGCCACAGACCCUUGGUGCGAUUCCCAGACCUUCCGCGACGAUCCCAUUGGCAAGAUCACAGGCAUCAAGCUCACCAAAUCCCGCAGGCAACUCCUCAACGACCUCACCGAUGCACUCAAUGCCCGCCUCGAGGAGAUCGCAGUCAAUUACAUCAGGCUCAAAGUUGGUCGUGCGUCUUGGGCCAAAGCCUCCCGCCUCAUCACCAUCAACCCGGACAAGAUCUCCACCGCGGACGGAACAGGCACAUACGGAUUAUUUGACGGACAUCGUUUCUGCGAGCCAGGCGUUCGUAGCCUCGAGAACGAUAAUGUCUGGUUCUUUGGCGUCCUCGAUCAUGAAGACGCGGCCGUCGCCCCUGCAGGAACGGUCGCAACGCAAAGAACAAAGAGAGACGAAAUGAUUAGGAGGGAGCAAAUUGAGGAAGCGGGGCGGCUGAUGCAUGAAGCAAGGGCGAACAAUAAUGGAUCUGAUGAAGACGACGCGAUUCCUUUUCCGUUGCCGCCGCAGCCUGAGAGUCUUAUUCAGUCUUUUCAUCCGAAGACGAAGGGGAUGACGGCUGUGAAGUCUUUGAUGCAGACGGUGUUGCAGAGGGAGAGACCGGCUGAGAAAUGA